This is a messenger RNA of Recurvomyces mirabilis, 1620 nucleotides long. RefSeq names its product galactose metabolism- protein (gene GAL83). The record is from RefSeq and is a predicted model, not a curated record. Gene Ontology annotation, cellular component: cytoplasm; nucleus; nucleotide-activated protein kinase complex. Gene Ontology annotation, molecular function: protein kinase binding. Gene Ontology annotation, biological process: signal transduction. The coding region runs from base 1 to 1620 and encodes 539 amino acids. The transcript has 2 exons. Lineage: Eukaryota; Fungi; Ascomycota; Dothideomycetes; Mycosphaerellales; Teratosphaeriaceae.
AUGGGAAAUGCAGAGUCGUCAUCAUCGCGCGAAGAAAAUGCAAAGUCACCAUCGCCAGCGUCAGUCAAAUACUCCAUCCUCGAAAGGCAAGCUUCUCGUGAAGCGAAACGGAAGCAGCAAUCACAUGCCUCGACCAAACCUUCAGCGCCGGCUUCGACUCUUGUCCCGAGCAGCGCCGCUUCCACCACAACUACACGCGAGCAUGCCUCACCAACUCAAACACACUCGAGAGCCCGAUCGAUAACAUCUGCGACUUCGCGAUCCAAAGCUACGGACGACUCGGCGUCGAGUCACAGGUCGAACAGGUCUGCCAUGGGCCAGACGGAGAGCAAAGAGCGUAGGCCACCUUCUAGGUCUCAGACACUACCCGCGCCGCCUGUGGAUGAUGACAGAGUAUCAACUUCAUCACCAUCUUCACGCCCAGUGGAUGUGCCUCAGGCUGGUGAUGGAUUGAGCGAGAAGGAGAUAUUCGAGCCUACAGGCAUACCACAAGGAUCACCAUACUCUGCACCGACCACCAACCGAUAUGACAGGCCGCCUAGACUGCCCCUGCCAAUUGAGGAGGAGCUGCAUACACCUGGCUCACCAAUUCUCACCGCACAAGAUGUCAGCUCGCCGCUAUACCAGUCCGAGGUUGAUGGGCUCUUGCCUCGUAGGUCGAGUGUAUUGAGCUCCACGACCGCAGACGAUGACGAGAUUGGCGAUCUCGAUGCCUUCAUGCCUGAGUCUCAUUCCUCAGCGCCCAGUGUUCCCACUACUGUGACAUGGCGAGGCGACUCAGACAAGGUCUACGUAACUGGCACCUUUGUCAACUGGGAACGCAAGUUCAAGCUACAUCCGGACAAGGAGAAUGGCGGCUUCACGGCAACGCUACAGCUCAAGCCGGGCACUCACCAUCUCAAGUUCUUGGUGGGUGGCGAUAUGGUUACCUCAGACGACUUGCCCACGACUGUGGACUACACCAACAUUCUAGUCAAUUACAUUGAGGUCGUCGCUCCUCUCCCAGCCACGGCUGAGCAGGCACCCGUACCUGCCGAGCCGAUGCCGAUACCUGGAGCCGCAUUGACGGCCGCCCAAGCCAUAGAGACAGGGGAGGCGAUUGCCAGGCCUAUGGACAUUCGGCCUGCACAACGUGCACCAGAGACAGUCGAAGGUGGACAGCCCUCUACGCUACAGGAGACUGUUGGCGCUGGACCAGCUCAGCCAACAUCAAUACCGCGGGCGCCCGAGCCGCUGCCAACGCCGACACCGCGCACCCAACCAGUACCCAAGCCUGUGAAGCAGAAGUUACCACGACCGAAGUAUACGUCUGAGAUUCCAGCUUUUCUAUUCGACCUUGACAGUAACAAUACCGAAGAUCAAAAGGUGCAGCGAGCGAAACGAGUAGAGCAGCACCUGCCGCAGCCACCCUCGCUUCCGAUGUUCCUUGGCAAGAGUAUCCUGAAUGGUAACAUGCCGCACAAAGACGAUGCCAGUGUGCUGCUCAUGCCAAAUCACACUGUCUUGAAUCAUCUGGCCACGAGCAGCAUCAAGAGUGGCGUGCUCGCUACCAGUGGCACGACGAGGUACAAGCGGAAGUUCCUUACCACGAUUAUGUACAAACCUACUGCGGAUGACUGA